Molecule: messenger RNA, 386 nt
Organism: Bursaphelenchus xylophilus (pine wood nematode)
Lineage: Eukaryota; Metazoa; Nematoda; Chromadorea; Rhabditida; Aphelenchoididae
Source: the annotation of a GenBank genome assembly
AUGUACAUCUCUUCACUGAUGGUCUUCAUCACAACGGUAUUGUUGACAGGUAGGGAGUGCAUGAUGAGUGUUGUAAUUAAUACAAGACAUCUUUUAAUUAAGCCAUUGCAGGUCCAAAUGUCAGGGCAUUGAAGAAUGAUAUAAUGAGUUGUGUACUCUGCCAAGUCGUGGCCGAAUCGUUGACCCAGCCUCAUCCUUCGGCCGCUCUUUUAUUGGCCGAUAUGUACCAGCGAUGUGGUCGGGUGGGGCUGAUGGAGCCCGUCUGCGACCAUUUGGUCGAUCAGAAUGCCAAACUCAUGGUGCAGAUAUUCUCGAAUGCGGGGCCUGCCUCGAGGCCCUUGCCUCGGGCUAUUUGCUCCAAGCUGCAGUUGUGCGACCACUCCUAA